Messenger RNA from Neogale vison (American mink), 615 nucleotides. Its product is annotated as guanylyl cyclase-activating protein 1. Gene Ontology annotation, cellular component: photoreceptor inner segment; cone photoreceptor outer segment. The transcript has 4 exons. Gene Ontology annotation, molecular function: calcium ion binding; calcium sensitive guanylate cyclase activator activity. Gene Ontology annotation, biological process: positive regulation of guanylate cyclase activity; visual perception. The record is from RefSeq and is a predicted model, not a curated record. Bases 1 to 615 code for a protein of 204 amino acids. Lineage: Eukaryota; Metazoa; Chordata; Mammalia; Carnivora; Mustelidae.
AUGGGCAAUGUGAUGGAUGGGAAGUCCGUGGAGGAGCUGAGCAGCACCGAGUGCCACCAGUGGUACAAGAAGUUCAUGACUGAGUGCCCCUCCGGCCAGCUCACCCUCUACGAGUUCCGCCAGUUCUUCGGUCUCAAGAACCUGAGCCCGUCGGCCAGCCAGUAUGUGGAGCAGAUGUUUGAGACCUUUGACUUCAACAAAGACGGCUACAUUGACUUCAUGGAGUACGUGGCUGCGCUCAGCCUGGUCCUCAAGGGGAAAGUGGAACAGAAGCUGCGCUGGUACUUCAAGCUCUACGACGUCGAUGGCAACGGAUGCAUCGACCGCGAUGAGCUGCUCACCAUCAUCCGGGCCAUCCGAGCCAUUAACCCCUGCAGCGACUCCACCAUGAGUGCCGAAGAGUUCACCAAUACAGUGUUCUCCAAGAUUGAUGUCAACGGGGAUGGGGAACUGUCCCUGGAGGAGUUCAUCGAGGGCGUCCAGAAGGACCAGAUGCUCCUGGACACGUUGACACGGAGCCUGGACCUCACUCGCAUCGUGCGCAGGCUCCAGAACGGCGAGGAGGAGGAGGGUGGGGAGGGGGCAGGCGGUGGGGAGACUGAGGCAGCCGGCUGA